GUGACUUAAGGACCCCCUGACGACUUCCUCCCCUCCUCCCCCGCUCAGUGAGCCGGAAUGAACGCAGCCACUGCCCCACGCAGACGGUGAAGAAGCUCCUGGAAGAACAGAGGCGCCGCCAGCAGCAGCCCGAUGCUGGUGGGGUCCCGGGACAGUUCCCACCUCCCCAGCCCCAGCUACAGCCCCAGCCCCCGCCCCUAACCCCAUCUGUGAAUGAGGUAGAACCUGGACACCAGGACACCGUGGGCUCUGGCCUUGGCAACCUGGCUCCUGUCGCUGGCUUUCCAGACUGGGACCCCAGCAUGCACACUGCCUACCCAGACAGUGCCUACUCUUACCCCAUGUGUCCUGCGGAAGCUACUCUCACGCCUGAUUUCCACCCACCCUUGGACCCAGGGCGGCCGUGCCCAUAUUCCCUGGGGAUGGAGGACGCCCUGGACAGCACUCGACUGUAUGCAGAGCCUUCCAUACCACAGCCAGCAUCCUGGAGAGUUUCUGCACUCCCCCCAGGACCCCCACCCUUGCCCGCUUCUACUGGGCCGUCCCUGGACACAGCGCGAGCUCACAUGCUGGCUUUAGGGCCUCAACAGCUGCUGGCCCAGGAUGAAGAGGGGGACACGCUCCUGCACCUGUUUGCAGCCCGAGGGCUGCGCUGGGCAGCAUACGCCGCAGCCGAGGUGCUCCAGGCCUACAGGCAGCUGGACGUUCGUGAGCAUAAGGGCAAGACCCCUCUGCUGGUGGCUGCCGCCGCGAACCAACCCCUGAUUGUGGAGGAUUUGCUGAGCCUGGGAGCAGAGCCGAAUGCCACUGACCAUCAGGGACGUUCCAUCUUGCACGUGGCUGCCACCUAUGGACUGCCAGGAGUGCUCUCGGCUGUGUUUAACUCAGGGGUCCAGGUUGACCUGGAAGCCAGAGACUUUGAAGGACUCACUCCCCUCCACACAGCUAUCCUGGCCUUCAAUGUUGCCAUGUGCCCACCCAACCUCUGUCCCCAGGGGCUGAGUACCCAAGCCCGAGACAGGCUGGCUUGCGUUCAGAUGUUGCUGCAUGUGGGUGCUGACCACACCAGCCAGGAGAUCAAGAGCAACAAGACAGUUCUGCACUUGGCCGUGCAGGCCGCCAACCCUACCCUGGUUCAGCUGCUGCUGGAGCUGCCACGGGGAGACCUGCGGGCCUUUGUCAACAUGAAGGCCCAUGGGAACACAGCCCUCCACAUGGCGGCUGCCCUGCCCCCUGGGCCACCCCAGGAGGCCAUCGUGCGGCACCUGCUGGCAGCGGGGGCAGACCCCACACUUCGCAACCUGGAGAAUGAGCAGCCUGUCCACCUGCUGCGGCCCGGGCCGGGCCCUGAGGGGCUCCGGCAGCUGUUGAAGAGGAGCCGUGUGGCGCCCCCAGGCCUGUCCUCUUAGGACUCAAACCCAGAACCUGGACUGAUUUUCCAGUCCCCACCGUCCUGUGGGACAGCCAGCGUAUGCGAAUGAUGCAAAUCCGUGAUAAUGUAUGUGCAGUGUCCUGCCAUUGGGGUCUUACAUUAAAACCCUGAAGUGGCUGCUGGGGGGUUGAGCAGUCCCCAAUAUUUGGGGGUGGUGUGAUGCCCCUCCCCCACCCACAAGGUGCCUUCUUGAUGAUUUCUGUGAAAUCGAGGCGCCUUGAUUGUUUCUGUGAAACACCCCGAGCCCCUGUUGCUUUACCCACCAGGAUUUUUUUUGGGGGGGGAUCAUCUCCCCUGACUGAGGUCUUCAUACCUGGAAAUUUAGAUGAAAUGUGCCCUACGCAGUACUCGGGGCAUCCCUAUAUCAUCCCAGGAGGGCUCCUAAGAUGGCCCCCUGACCCCUGCCUGAAACUCCCCAUUAAACUCAGU
Molecule: messenger RNA, 1861 nt
Organism: Lepus europaeus (European hare)
Lineage: Eukaryota; Metazoa; Chordata; Mammalia; Lagomorpha; Leporidae
Gene: NFKBID
Product: NFKB inhibitor delta
Exons: 11
Coding region: 303-1409 (368 amino acids)
Biological process (GO): regulation of gene expression
Cellular component (GO): nucleus
Molecular function (GO): protein binding
Source: RefSeq, a predicted model, not a curated record